AUGCCGCGCCGGCCCCGGCACGCCCACUCGCCGCUGCGCAUCCUCACGCAGAUCGUGACGCUGCAGCUGCUCUACUACCUCUGCGUGACGGGCCUGCUGCUCUUCGCGGCGCUGACGGCCGGGCGGCCCUUCUCGCCGGACCUGGUGCUCGGCUGGCGCGGCCUGCGGGGGGACACGGCGGGCGGGUGGACGCUGGGCGUGUGUUGGCUCGGGGGCAGUCUGUGCGGCGUCAUCCUCCUCGCCCUCGUCGUCGCGCGCUCCAAGCUCGUCCCCGACUUCGCCCUCACGCUGCACGCGGUCCACCUGCUCGCCACGUCGCUCUACUCGCGGUCCGUGCCGGCCAACGGGCUCUGGUGGGCCCUGCAGGCCGCGAGCGCCGGCCUCAUGGUCGCGGGCGGGGUCUGGGGCUGUCGGUGGCGGGAGCUGCGGCCGAUUUCGUUCGGUGGUGGUGGUGGUGGUGCUGGUGCUGGUGCUGGAGGGAAGGUGGGGGGGGACCCGGGGGGGGGAGGGGAGUAUGAGAUGCUUGCUACGGUGGAGGAGGGGGGUGGGGGGGAGGGAGAGGGGAGGGCGUGA
Molecule: messenger RNA, 573 nt
Organism: Letharia lupina
Lineage: Eukaryota; Fungi; Ascomycota; Lecanoromycetes; Lecanorales; Parmeliaceae
Exons: 2
Coding region: 1-573 (190 amino acids)
Biological process (GO): Golgi to endosome transport; protein localization to Golgi apparatus; Golgi to plasma membrane protein transport
Cellular component (GO): trans-Golgi network; Golgi membrane
Source: RefSeq, a predicted model, not a curated record